Molecule: messenger RNA, 1567 nt
Organism: Condylura cristata (star-nosed mole)
Lineage: Eukaryota; Metazoa; Chordata; Mammalia; Eulipotyphla; Talpidae
Gene: CHAD
Product: chondroadherin
Exons: 4
Cellular component (GO): extracellular matrix
Molecular function (GO): protein binding
Source: RefSeq, a predicted model, not a curated record
AGUCUCGGCCUCCUGGCCGGCCUCUUACCGGUGCUGACCGCCUGUCCCCAGAACUGCCACUGCCACGGCGACUUGCAGCACGUCAUCUGCGACAAGGUGGGGCUGCAGAAGAUCCCCAAGGUGUCGGAGAAGACCAAGCUGCUCAACCUACAGCGCAACAACUUCCCAGUGCUGGCCACCAACUCGUUCCGCACCGUGCCGAACCUCGUGUCGCUGCAUCUGCAGCACUGCCAGAUCCGCGAGGUGGCCGCAGGGGCCUUCCGCGGCCUCAAGCAGCUCAUUUACCUGUACCUGUCCCACAAUGACAUCCGCGUGCUGCGCGCAGGCGCCUUCGACGACCUGAGUGAGCUCACCUACCUCUACCUGGACCACAACAAGGUGACUGAGCUGCCCAGGGGGCUGCUCUCCCCGCUGGUCAACCUCUUCAUCCUGCAGCUCAACAAUAACAAGAUCCGGGAGCUGCGUGCAGGAGCCUUCCAGGGUGCCAAGGACCUGCGCUGGCUCUACCUGUCCGAAAACGCGCUCAGCUCCCUGCAGCCCGGUGCUCUGGACGACGUGGAGAACCUCGCCAAGUUCCACCUGGACAGGAACCAGCUGUCCAGCUAUCCCCUGGCUGCUCUGAGCAAGCUGCGUGUGGUGGAGGAGCUGAAGCUGUCCCACAACCCCCUGAAAAGCAUUCCAGACAAUGCCUUCCAGUCUUUUGGCAGAUACCUGGAGACCCUCUGGCUGGACAACACCAACCUGGAGAAGUUUUCAGACGGUGCCUUCGUGGGUGUGACCACACUGAAACACGUCCAUCUGGAGAACAACCACCUGAACCAGCUGCCUUCCAACUUCCCCUUCGACAGCCUGGAGACCCUCACCCUCACCAACAACCCCUGGAAGUGUACUUGCCAGCUCCGAGGCCUUAGGAGGUGGCUGGAAGCCAAGACUUCCCGCCCCGAUGCCACUUGUGCCUCACCCGCCAAGUUCAAGGGCCAGCACAUCCGUGACACGGACGCCUUCCGAAGCUGCAAGUCCCCCACUAAGAGGUCCAAGAAAGCCGGCCGCCAUUAAACAGGUCCCGACCCAGCUGGUCCUGGUGACUGGCCUCUGCCUUCUGCCGGAGAGACUACUGACCUUCCCACUCUGACCCGGCCUUCUCCUCACAGCCUCUGCUGAUGCACAGAGCUGUCCACACCUAGACAUGUCCUGGCGGGAGCUCGGUGCUCCAGCAGAAGCCCCGCUCCACCCAGCAGCGAGAGCACCAUCACACCUGCCCCCACCCCUGGGCUUUUCCCAGAGAAGCGGUGCAGAGACCCCCCCCCCAAGGCCUUCAGAACCAGAACAGGGCAGUCAUCAGGAUGGCCGCCUUCCAGAAUUCUCCCCCUCUGCUCCCCUUGCCCUGCCAUUUGGAAAUAAACAUCAACCCCUUGCCCCAAUCCUUGCUUCCAGAAAGGGUCCGGAGCCUAACUCUGCCAGCCCGCCUGCCAGGACACGCUAGCAGGACACCGGUGCUUUGCUCCAUAUCCUGUGCUGCGUUUCUUCCUCAGAUUUCUAUAAAUAUAAAUGUGUGUAUGUAUAUUUA